AUGAUUCAAUCAAUAUUUGGAGUAUGGGACUACGUCAUCAUGACGGCGACUAUGAUAGCCUCUGUAGCUAUUGGGUUAUAUUUCCGAUUUAGCGGUGGAAAACAAAAAACUAAUGAUGAAUACCUCCUAGCUGAUCGCAACAUGUCAAUCUUUCCUGUAGCAGUCUCACUGAUGGCUUCAUUUAUGUCAGCUAUUACAUUGUUGGGAGUAUCUGCUGAAAAUUACUAUUACGGCAUGCAAUUUGCAGUCAUAAAUUUCUCAUACGGCAUAGCCACUCCUAUAGCGUCCAAUUUAUAUUUACCUGUAUUUUUUGGUUUACAGAAAACUAGUACUUACGAAUAUUUAGAGUUACGCUUUGGUCCACGAAUACGAAUGUUAGCAUCUUUAACGUACACUUUGCAAAUGAUUUUAUACAAUGGAAUAGUUUUAUAUGCACCUGCGAUAGUUCUAGAGUCAGUGACGGGUCUUGACAGAUUAGUUUCUAUAUUAGUAGUAGGAUUGGCAUGCACGUUUUAUUCAACCUUAGGAGGUAUGAAAGCUGUUUUAUUCACCGAUUUACUGCAAUCAUUUCUAAUGUUUGGUGCGGUAUUCAGUGUUGUUAUAUUUGCAUCAGUACAACUUGGAGGAUUUGAGAAAAUAUUCAUUAGAGCGCAAGAGGGUGGUCGGUUAAACUUUAACAAUUUCAGCAUCGAUCCAACAGAAAGGCACACAUGGUUUUCUUUGAUUAUCGGUGGCUGUAUAACAUAUCUCUCCUUAUAUGCUGUUAAUCAUACACAGGUACAACGACUUCUUACUGUGAGCACAUUAAAACGUUCUCAGCAAUGCUUGUGGUGGAGUUGGCCUGUUCUUUCAGUUCUCAGCAUAGUCACCUGCAUGAGUGGAUUAAGUAUAUAUGCGGUGUAUAAAGACUGUGAUCCGCUGACUAGCAGAACCAUUAGUGCGAUGGAUCAGCUGAUGCCAUAUUAUGUGGUAGAUGCAAUGAAAAUUGUGCCCGGUCUAGCGGGUCUGUUUGUGGCGGGAAUUUUUAGCGCGUCUCUGUCUACUAUUUCCGCUGCUUGUAAUGCGCUAGCGGCCGUAACACUUACAGAUUAUGUAAGCAGGUGGUUUAGGGUGAAUUCAUCUCACAUACCGUGGUUGACGAAGCUCGCUGCGUGUGGUUACGGUCUCUUGUUUCUUGCGUUAGCGUUUGUCGCCGAACAUUUGGGCGGAGUUCUUCAAGCCGCUCUGACGAUAUUCGGCGCAGUGGGUGGUCCGUUACUUGGUAUAUUCACUUUGGGAAUGUUCACUACUUAUGCGAAUGAACGAGGUGUAUCAGUUGCUCUCCUCAGCGGCAUGGCGUUAACUCUUUGGAUAAGUUUCGGAGGGCCUCGCCCGGCGCCAGUCAAACUGCCGCUAAGUGUAGAAGAGUGCGCAUUCAACGUCACUUUACCUAGUCAAUCUCAACCAAGAGAUUACUUUUAUUUAUACAAAAUAUCUUAUAUGUGGACGAGUCCCAUCGGAUUCAUCUGGGUGCUGGUGGUGGGGUCGGCGGUGUCCCUCGCGUGGAAGCAGCGGCAGCCGUGGCAGGCGGCCGGCCGCGAGCACCCCGACCCCGCGCUCUUCACGCCGCCGCUGGCCAGGAGACUGAGGGCGAGGAGCGAGAAACCCACUGUACAGUGCGAACUUCUGAAACAAGACUUUCAAGAAUAAUGUUCCCUGGAUACAUUAUUAUUAUAAAUUCAUAUUGAAUGUUCAAUAAUUGUAGUAUAUUAAUAAUUAAUAGGAGUCAAAAAGCUUAGUAACACUUAAUAUUAAAAUAUCCUUUUUGUUAUGUCGCAAUCGAAUGCCAGUUACAUUUAUAAUAGUAAUAUACAUAUAAUAAUGUAUUAGAAAACUAAUUUCAACAAUAAAUUCAAUUUUCGAUUGUUUAAGUGGGUUGUACAAAAGUUGAACACUAUAGAUAUUAUGAGUUUUGUGAUUAAAAAUUAAUCAUAAAAUCAGCAACGAAGAAAUGUUAGUUUA
Molecule: messenger RNA, 2001 nt
Organism: Melitaea cinxia (Glanville fritillary)
Lineage: Eukaryota; Metazoa; Arthropoda; Insecta; Lepidoptera; Nymphalidae
Product: putative sodium-dependent multivitamin transporter
Exons: 9
Coding region: 1-1689 (562 amino acids)
Biological process (GO): transmembrane transport; sodium ion transport
Cellular component (GO): membrane
Molecular function (GO): symporter activity
Source: RefSeq, a predicted model, not a curated record